AUGGAGGGAGAGACUGCGAGGAAGAGGAAGAUGCCCCAGGACACCCAGGCAGAGAAGAAGCUGAGGACUGGAACCAAGAAGGACAAAUUCCCCCAACAGAACCUUGUGGAAGAGGCCGUUUUGAGCAGUGCUACGGUGCAGAAUUCGAACCGGGAGGAAAUGCCUCAGAGAUCCCACAGGAAGAGGGGCUCCAAAUCCAGUCCAGGGUGCUCUCAGAAGGAAAGACCCACCCUGAGCCAUGAAGGUGGACGGAGCUUCAGCCAAAGCUCAGAGCUGGUGGUCCAUGAGCAGCUUCAUGAUCAGAAGAAGCCCUACAAGUGCUCAGAGUGUGAGAAGAGCUUCAGGCACAGCAGCACCCUGAUGAGCCACCAGAUGACCCACACUGGGGAAUGGCCCUACGAGUGUGGCGAGUGUGGGAAGGGCUUCAGCUGCAGCUCCGCCCUCAUCACCCACCAACGCAUCCACACUGGGGAGAAGCCCUAUGAGUGCGCUCAGUGUCAGAAGAGGUUUCGGACCAGCUCCACUCUCCUCCAGCAUGAGCAGACUCACACCGAUGAGAGGCCCUUCCGCUGCCCUGAGUGUGGGAAGGGCUUCAAGCGUAACUACACCCUCGUCAGCCACUGGCGCAUCCACACUGGGGAGAGGCCCUACGAGUGUCCCCAGUGUCAGAAGAGGUUUCACACCAGUUCUGAUCUUCUCCUGCAUGAACGGAUUCACAUGGAUGAGAGACCCUUCCUCUGCCCUAGCUGCAGGAAGGGCUUCAAGAGCAACUCCCACCUCAUCAGGCACAAGUGGACUCACACUGGGGAGAGGCCCUAUGAGUGUGGGGAAUGUGGGAUGAGCUUUAGCCACAACUCCACCCUGAUCACCCACCGGCGCAUCCACACUGGGGAGAGGCCCUAUAAGUGUCCCCAGUACAGAGUGGAACAGCACCUCGAAGUGACCACGUCCCUCGAGGAGAUAGACUCAGCGUAG
Messenger RNA from Zonotrichia leucophrys gambelii, 975 nucleotides. Its product is annotated as zinc finger protein 239-like. The transcript is spliced from 3 exons. The record is from RefSeq and is a predicted model, not a curated record. Gene Ontology annotation, cellular component: nucleus. Lineage: Eukaryota; Metazoa; Chordata; Aves; Passeriformes; Passerellidae. Gene Ontology annotation, biological process: regulation of transcription by RNA polymerase II. Bases 1 to 975 code for a protein of 324 amino acids. Gene Ontology annotation, molecular function: DNA-binding transcription factor activity, RNA polymerase II-specific.